AUGGAGCACCAGCAACAGCAACCCCCGCAGCAGCCGCAGCAACAGCAGCCGCAGCAACAGCAGCCGCAGCAGCAGCAGUCUUCUCAACAGCAAGCUCCCCAGCAGCAGCCUCAGGUUGGCGGCGUCCCUGGGCCUGCUGGACGUAGACUUCACAUUGCCCAUCGCCGAAGCCCUUCUGAGCUGACGCCACUGAUGAGCAUGUUCGCUAACCCUGGAAUGGAGCAGCUUGCCAUUCAGCAGCAGAUCGAACUGUUGCAGCAACAGCAGCAGCAGAUUCAAGCUACGCAUCAGCAAUAUGUCAAUAUGGGAAUGGUGCCUCCGGGACAGCCCCUCGGUCCUGGUGGUGCGUUCAAUCCUUUGCAGCCAAUGCCCAAUAUGUCGCAAGCUGCUUUCCAAUUCCCCAACCAAGUACCUCAGCAGAACAUGGCUCCUCCCACCCAGCCACUCUCACAUCGCCGUAAUCAGUCGGCACUCCCUAACAUGGGCAUGGGACCUCCUCCUGCUCCCUCGUCUGGUGCUUCUGGAUCCGGUUUUGGCAACUUUGAAGCCCCUCAAGCCCAGGGUCGAGAGAAUACUGGAGGCCGAGGCGGCCGUGGUGGAGGUGCUGGUGGUGGUCAUCAAAGAAGACACUCUCUAGCCCUCGCCGACGCCAAGAAGGCCGCCGAGAUUGCUCAACAGAAGCGAACAACCACCGGCUUCUCCUUUCCUGCCUCUCCUGCCCCUGACGAGGAGAACAAGCCCGCUUCCCAGUCCACCCUCGAUGUUCCUGUUGCUCAGGGUUCGACCCGGGGUGGACGUGGCGGUCAUGGCCGCAGUCAGAGCAUGGCGGUUAAUGGCCGAGGCGGUGGCCGUGGUGGUUUGAAUGCUGAGAGCAAUGAAUUCCAACGCCGCGGAAGCGGCCAUGCCCGUACCGGAUCCCGCAACUUCGAAGGUAACUGGCGUACUCAAGGACAGGGCCAAGAACAGCCUGGCAAUGCCGGACAGAGCCAAGGCUUCCAGCCUGGUCACCGACCUCGCGGAUCUAUGAACCAGUCCGUGUCUGGAAUUGGAGGCUUUCAGUAUAACCCCAAUCAACCUCAGGUUAUGCAGCUCCCCAACCAGAUGAUGAUGCCCCAGAUGUAUGGACAGCAGCUCAAUCCCAUGCAGCUGAACCAGCUACAGGCUUUGCAAGCCGCUCAAAUGAAUGGCCAGCCUUUCAUGGGUCUCCAGGGCUCCCAGCAUGCUGGCCAGCUUGGUGGCCAGCAGCAGCAACAACAGCGAAAGACCCUUUUUACCCCCUAUCUUCCUCAGGCCUCCCUCCCCGCUCUUUUGGCUGAUGGGCAGCUCGUGUCUGGUAUCCUCCGUGUCAACAAGAAGAACCGUAGUGAUGCUUAUGUUACCACUCAGGAUGGUCUGCUUGAUGCUGAUAUCUUCAUUUGUGGUAGCAAGGAUCGAAACCGUGCGCUCGAAGGUGAUCUUGUCGCUAUCGAGCUUUUGGAUGUUGACGAAGUUUGGGGUCAGAAGCGCGAGAAAGAAGAGAAAAAGAAACGCAAGGACAUUACAGAUACUCGAUCCGGAUCCACUAACCAAGGUAAUCAAAACUCUGGCAAUAACAACGAUGGUAACGCUCCUGAGGGCGGAAUUCGUCGUCGUGGCAGUCUUCGUCAGCGCCCCACUCAGAAGAAGAACGAUGAUGUGGAAGUUGAGGGCCAGAGUCUCCUCCUUGUUGAAGAGGAGGAAAUCAACGAUGAACAGAAGCCCCUGUACGCUGGCCAUGUCGUUGCUGUUGUUGAGCGUGUUGCCGGUCAAAUGUUUUCCGGCACUCUUGGCCUACUCCGCCCUAGCAGCCAAGCUACCAAGGAGAAGCAAGAGGCCGAGAGGGCUGCUCGUGAAGGUAACAACUCGCGCCACCCCGAGCCUCGCCAACAGGAGAAGCCAAAGAUUGUUUGGUUCAAACCCACAGACAAGCGUGUGCCACUUAUUGCCAUCCCCACCGAACAGGCACCCCGCGACUUUGUUGAGAAGCACCAAGACUACGCUGAUCGAAUCUUUGUGGCUUGCAUAAAGCGCUGGCCCAUUACCUCCCUCCACCCCUUUGGAACUCUGGUGGAGCAGCUUGGACGCAUGGGUGAUCUUAAGGUUGAAACCGAUGCUCUUCUUCGUGAUAACAAUUUCGCGUCAGAUGAGUUCUCUGAUGCCGUGCUCCGCAGCGUUGGCCUGCAAGACUGGUCGCUCGAUAGGGAAGACGAGGCAGCCCUCGCUGAACGUCGUGACUACCGCGACGAGAACGUUUUCACGAUCGACUACAAUGGAGGAGCUGAGCUCGGCAAUGCCGUGCAUGUCAAGUCUCGUCCUGAUGGCAAGAUUGAGAUCGGCAUUCAUGUAGCUGACAUCGCACACUUUGUGAAGCCUAACUCUCUGGUGGAUCGCGAGGCUAAGAAGCGAGGCACCUCCGUUCAGCUCAAGAAUCGAUUUUGCGCCCUGUUGCCGCCCAAGCUGUCAGCUGAACUUUGCUCUCUGACCCCUGAACAGGACCGUCUCGCUGUGUCCGUGGUAUUCAACGUGAACCCUCACACUGGCUCUGUCGCCGAAGGUGAUGCAUGGAUUGGUCGCUCGAUCAUCAAGAGCGCCGGCAAGGUUUCUCUUGACGACAUUGAUGAUGCUCUAACAACCCCCUCGGAAUACAAGAACGCGGCUGUUCCUGUCAACACGAUACAGAUUCUCAACGCUGUGUCGCAAAAGUUCCGUGAAGCUCGUCUCGGAGCCGGUGGCGAACCCAUUGCGCCUCUUAGACUGCUCCAGCAACUCGAUGACGAGAACGACCCCGUCCAGGACAACCUCUUCGACUCAACGCAAGCUCUUGAGCUUGUGGAAGAACUGAUUCACAAAGCUAAUGCUCAUGUGGCACAACGUCUUGUUGAGGGGCUUCCUGAGAAGGCUUUCCUUCGUCGCCAGUCUGCCCCCAACCCCCGCCGACUCCAGACUUUCGUGGAGCGCAUGACAGCGUUGGGUUAUGAUAUCGACUCAUCUGGCAGCGGCGCCCUCCAGAACAGCCUCUUCAAGGUUGAUGACCCAGAUCUGCGAAAGGGUAUGGAGACUCUUGUCGUCAAGUCUAUGCAGAGGGCCAAGUACUUUAUUUCAGGUAAGACUGGAAAGCAGCUGUGGCCCCACUAUGCUCUCAAUCUGCCUCUAUACACUCAUUUCACCAACCCCACUCGGCGCUACGCCGAUAUUAUUGUCCACCGUCAACUCGAGGCUGUUCUCUCUGAGGGCAAGAUUGAGUUUACUGAGGAUCUGGAGAAUCUCGUCAAGACCGCCGAGUCUUGUAACACUAAAAAGGAUUCUGCGCAGAAUGCCCAGGAGCAGAGUGUCCACAUUGAGUCUUGCCGAACGAUGGAUAAGAAGCGCCAAGAGGCCAACGGCGACCUCAUUGCUGAAGGUAUCGUCUUAUGCGUAUACGAGUCUGCGUUUGACGUUCUCAUCCCUGAGUGGGGAUUUGAGAAGCGAGUUCACUGUGACCAGCUACCUCUGAAGAAGGCCGAGUUCCGAAAGGAGAAACGGGUCCUUGAGCUUUACUGGGAGAAGGGUGUUCCCAGUUCGGCCUUCGUGCCAGAGGAUGAGCGACCCAAGGCUGCCGCAUCCAUCCGACACUCAAAUGCUUUAGCGGCUCAGCGCCAGGCUGAGGAGGCUGAACGUGUCCGAAAGGAGCGUGAGGAAGCUACUCGCAAGCAAACUGAUACCGGUACCAUCUCAACUGAUGACGUUGAUGCUCUUUUCGACGAUGAUGACGACAACACGUCCGACGUGACAGAGGCCAUGGCCGGAGCCUCCCUGGCUGAGCGCCCUACUCAGAGCGUCCCCGGCUCACCCGCUCGCUCCUCAUCCAACGCCGGCAACCUGCAUCGCACUCGUUCCGAUUCCAAGGUACCUGUGGCGGAGGCUGUCGAGACUCGCCUCACCAACAAGGAGAAGUACCUCAGCUUCUUCUCGCUUCGCGAGGAGGGUGGUGACUACAUCCAGGAUGUGACAGAGAUGACGAGGGUACCGGUGAUCCUGAAGACGGAUCUCACCAAGAGCCCACCUUGCCUGACCAUCCGAUCUCUGAACCCUUAUGCUCUGUGA
This is a messenger RNA of Fusarium subglutinans, 4101 nucleotides long. Its product is annotated as cell wall biogenesis phosphatase Ssd1. Lineage: Eukaryota; Fungi; Ascomycota; Sordariomycetes; Hypocreales; Nectriaceae. Gene Ontology annotation, molecular function: RNA binding; 3'-5'-RNA exonuclease activity. Gene Ontology annotation, biological process: mRNA catabolic process. The record is from RefSeq and is a predicted model, not a curated record. The transcript is spliced from 3 exons. Gene Ontology annotation, cellular component: exosome (RNase complex); P-body. Bases 1 to 4101 code for a protein of 1366 amino acids.